AUGCCGGAAUCACCUAAGUAUCACUAUGUAGGAAGUACACAGUUUCAACCUGUAAAGCCAUCGCCGCAUGAGAACUUGACAGAACUCUAUGGUCUUACGGAGCUUGCCAAGAAGGUUGGACGCAUUGAUGAGCAUGGAAAUAAACGGAAAAUGCGUCGAUCGUACAAGGCAUACAUUCAAGAUCUGCCCGGGCAAAAUGAAAUUAUUAAAGACGACACACUAAAACAAUGGCUCGUUAAUCCUAUCAUGGAAGACGUCCCUAUCGACGAAGAGCAGAUUAUUCGAGCCUUUAGCCAAGUUCAACCGGGCAUCCUUCCGGGUUUCAACCCGAAAGUUUUUGGCCUAGACAGCGAUGCACCUAUCGGCCCUGGCAGUCGGGAUUCUUCACAGCCUAAAAGCCCUCUGGCGAUUGCCUAG
Messenger RNA from Schizosaccharomyces cryophilus OY26, 417 nucleotides. Its product is annotated as mediator complex subunit Med19/Rox3. The coding region runs from base 1 to 417 and encodes 138 amino acids. The record is from RefSeq and is a predicted model, not a curated record. The transcript has 2 exons. Lineage: Eukaryota; Fungi; Ascomycota; Schizosaccharomycetes; Schizosaccharomycetales; Schizosaccharomycetaceae. Gene Ontology annotation, molecular function: transcription coregulator activity. Gene Ontology annotation, biological process: regulation of transcription by RNA polymerase II. Gene Ontology annotation, cellular component: core mediator complex; mediator complex.